Messenger RNA from Mus musculus (house mouse), 5781 nucleotides. It is a transcript of the gene Sh3rf3, whose product is annotated as SH3 domain containing ring finger 3. The transcript is spliced from 10 exons. The record is from RefSeq and is marked validated. Gene Ontology annotation, biological process: protein ubiquitination; protein autoubiquitination; positive regulation of JNK cascade. Gene Ontology annotation, molecular function: ubiquitin protein ligase activity. Bases 217 to 2853 code for a protein of 878 amino acids. Gene Ontology annotation, cellular component: nucleoplasm. NCBI's taxonomy places the organism in Eukaryota, Metazoa, Chordata, Mammalia, Rodentia, Muridae.
GAACUCCGGUGCCUGCCUCGCGGGCAGGCUCGGCGUGUCACUUUGCAAAUCGUGGAGGCUAGUGCCUCGGGCUGUCAGCACGCGCCGCGCGGGGACCGAACCCUGUUUAUUGACGGCGACUGCCCGGGCUAGGCGCAAAUGCCCGCUCUCCUCGGCGGGCCGGGCUCUGGCUGCUAGACUUAGGCGGCUCGCUGGGCCCGCGCUGGCGCCUCCCCCAUGCUGCUUGGGGCGUCCUGGCUGUGCGCGUCCAAGGCGGCGGCCACCGCAGCUCGGGGCGAGGGCGAGGACAGGCAGGGUGAGCAGCAGAGGGGGGCCCAGGCGAGGACUGAAGAGGAUAUGGACGAAUCAUCGCUGCUGGAUUUGCUGGAAUGCUCUGUGUGCCUGGAGCGCCUGGACACUACGGCCAAGGUGUUGCCAUGCCAGCACACCUUCUGCCGACGCUGUCUGGAGAGCAUCGUGUGCUCGCGCCACGAACUACGUUGUCCCGAGUGCCGCAUCCUGGUGGGCUGCGGUGUGGACGAGCUGCCCGCCAACAUACUGCUAGUGCGCCUGCUGGAUGGCAUCCGCCAGAGGCCCCGCACGGGUGCCAGCCCGGGGAGCAGCCCUCCCGCGCGCCCGGGCCCCGGUACGUUCUCAGCGCUCGCUGGUGGCGCUGGAGGGGCGACAGGCAGUCCCCCGUGUUCUCCGGUCUUUCUCUCAGCGGCCGCAGGCAGCUCUACCUCCAGUUUGUGCGACGUGGCGACUAAUAGGAGUGUGCCAGUGGCUAAGACUCUAUCCCAGCUUCCCUAUGCCAAGGCGCUCUACAGCUACGAGGGGAAAGAACCUGGUGACCUCAAGUUCAACAAAGGGGACAUCAUCAUCCUGAGACGCAAGGUUGACGAGAACUGGUACCACGGCGAGCUGCAGGGCAUGCACGGUUUCCUCCCAGCCAGCUACAUCCAGUGUGUGAGGCCCUUGCCGCAGGCUCUGCCCCAAGGCAAAGCACUUUAUGAUUUUGAGAUGAAGGACAGAGACCAAGACAAAGAUUGUCUGACCUUCACUAAGGACGAAGUUUUAACUGUGAUCCGGAGAGUGGAUGAUAAUUGGGCUGAAGGCAUGCUAGGAGACAAGAUCGGCAUCUUCCCUCUCCUGUACGUGGAGCUCAAUGACUCUGCCAAGCAACUCAUUGAGAUGGACAAGCUGUGCCCUGCUGCCACCACUGCCUACAACUAUGAUGCCCUCUUGUCCUCUGACCCCAGCACAGUAGCCAGUGUGGCCCCUGGUCCCACCCUAAGUAGCUCAGGGGCAGUCAGUGCCUUUCAACGACGUGUGGACAGCAAGAAGAAUGCCAAGAAGCGCCACUCCUUCACUGCGCUCAGCGUGACGCACAAAUCCUCACAGGCUGCCAGUCACAGGCACUCCAUGGAAAUUAGUGCUCCGGUGCUGAUCAGCUCCAGCGACCCGCGUGCCGCAGCCAGGAUUGGGGAGCUUGCCCAUCUGUCCUGCACUGUCCCCACCCAGGACUCCUCUUCCGCUGGACCUGUCCCCACAGCCCUCCCACGAGCUGCUGCAGUGGCUGGAGAACAGGGCAUGUCUCCCAAAGUCCAGCUGCCCCUCAACGUGUACCUGGCUCUCUAUGCAUACAAGCCCCAGAAGAAUGAUGAGCUGGAGCUACGCAAGGGGGAGAUGUACCGUGUGCUCGAGAAGUGCCAGGACGGCUGGUUCAAGGGAGCCUCACUAAAAACAGGCGUCUCGGGGGUAUUCCCCGGGAACUAUGUGACGCCCGUCUCCAGAGUUCCUGGAGGAGGGGCUGGGUUACCCUGGAAUAAUGUCCUUGGAGGGUCUCCACUGGCCAAGGGCAUGGCCACCAUUAUGCACCCUGGAGGUGGAAGUCUGAGCAGCCCAGCCACUGCCGCCAGGUCUGCCCUGCCUCUCACCACACUACAGGAUCACAUGCAGCACCCAGCCACCUCCCUUCCAACCGGCAGCUGCCUUCGGCACUCAGCCCAACCAACAGCCAGCCAGGCCGGGGAUACCACCAUCCCAACAGCUACCCAUGCCUCUGCCCAGGCCCUGGACCGGCCAACUGCCACCGUGUCACCCCUGCGCACUCAGACUUCUCCAUCCCGCCUGCCCAGCACCGGCCUGAGACCCCGCUCUGUGGCGUCCCCACAGCAUGGCCAGCAGUCCCCGGCACAGAUGUGUCCCCGGCCAGCCAUCCCCUUCACAUCAGCGGCCUCCGCCAUCACACCCCCCAAUGUCAGUGCAGCCAAUCUGAGCGGGGAGGUCGGAGGGACACCCAUCAGCGGCCUGUCCACACCCAGCCUCAUCAACACGGGCUUCAAGCCAGAUGACAAGAAAAACGAAAAGAAGGAGAAAAAGAGCGGCCUGCUGAAGCUGCUGGCUGGGGCCUCGACCAAGAAGAAGUCACGCUCCCCGCCAUCUGUAUCUCCAACCCAUGACCCCCAGUCGGCCAUGGAUACCUCACUUCAGGGUGCCAUGGGCCCCGAAGUGUCCCCAUUGACCGUCCAUGGCAGGGCAGGUUCCUGCCCCAUAGAGAGUGAGAUGCAGGGUGCCAUUGGGUUGGAGCCACUGCACAGGAAAGCAGGCUCCUUGGAUCUGAAUUUCUCUUUGUCCCCGUCUCGGCAAGCAACUCUGUCCAUGGCUUCCAUUCGCCCUGAACCUAAGCCACUGCCCAGAGAGAGGUACCGUGUGGUGGUCUCCUACCCUCCACAGAGUGAAGCGGAGAUCGAGCUAAAGGAAGGUGAUAUCGUCUUCGUGCACAAGAAGCAUGAAGACGGCUGGUUCAAGGGGACACUGCAGCGGAAUGGCCGCACAGGUCUCUUCCCAGGCAGCUUUGUGGAGAGCUUCUGAGGACCACUGCUCAUGGCUAGCUUCUGUUGUCCUGGAGAGAGCAGAGGAUGCCCGCCUUAUCACCAAAGUCCGAGCGAGGUUCUUUCUAAAGCACCGGCCAGAAACAAGCCGAUGAUUCACGUGAAGUCCUUAUUGGAAGCACACAUGGGCCAUGGCGUGUUUGUGAAGAUAGGCCAUAUCCUCAUGUGACAUCCUACUGGAAGCACAUGUGAGUGUCCUGCAAGACCACGCCAUGAGUCUGAGUGAGCAGUAGCACAGAAAAUGUUACCCACAUGGACAAAGGCGCUGCUCUGUCACCCAGCGGCUAAAGCGUUAUUGUGUAAGGUUGGGAGCCCGGGAGGGUAUAGAGUUGGGCCAUGUGCUAGGGCUGACAGCAAGAAGAGCAUCUUCCCUGCCUGCCCUGGGUACCAUUCCUCUAUAUACCUCUGUCACCUACCACCAGGCCUCACCGCCAGGGCAUUCAUGGUUCAGGAGCCUCAUAGAAGGGCUGUGAGCCUCCCAAGGUGUCCAGUGGGGUCCUGUGGGGCACUGGAGCAGAACCCUCUUGUCUUUGUCUCCUACUGGGAUAAUGAGGUGCACCGUCCAGUUCCUCCGCCGCUGUCUUCACACUGCUUCCUUCUUACGGCACACCUUUUUAAUGUACAACUCUUAGACUUUAUAUAUUUCUAAUAGGUCAGACGCUGCAUAUUUUUCAUACAUCUGGUGCUGAUUUUUUGUAAAACCAACCUGGGUAAGUGUCAAGGGGGGAAAAAAAGAAGUAACAUCAAAGGAAAGUUUUCUAUAUUUCCCAGAUGAAGUUUGGAGCAUAUUGAGGAAUUCCUAUCUGUAAUAUCACAAUGCUGGCUGGUGCUCCAUGCAGCGAGAGGGAGGGUCUGUGGAGAGGGUGCAUGGAGUCGGAGCGUCUUCCCAAACGGCUGGAAAUAGCUAACCCACAAGCUCCAUCUAGAUGAGAGUGAUUGCUAUGACUAAAAAACUGGAAACAAAUGAAGGAGUGGGUUCUGCCUUUGUGUGUGGCAGAAAAUGCACAUAGACAGACAGACAGACACAUACACAUAUAUACACACACAGACAGACAGACACACACACAUAUACACAGACAACACACACACUCACACAGACACACACACACACACAGACACACACACAUACAUAGACAACACACACACACUCACACAUACACACACACAGACACACAGACACACACACAGACACACACUGACCCCAGAAGCUUCCUUUGAUUGCUUUAAAGAGAAUGACUAAAAAUAGCAUUCUGAAAGCACGUCUUUCUACCAAAAUGCAGCUUUUACAACAGCUCAGAUCCACUCUCUUGCAAAGGAUUUUUUUUUCCUUUUCAAAAAUAAAUAGCUUGCCCUCUGAGGCCAGGCAAAACUCAUCUGCUAGAGACCAAAGGUACAGUGAUAACACAAGCCUGAUGCUUGUCUAUAGACUUACAGGGCCUGCAGACGCUGGAAAGGAAUGAGGGCUGGUCUCUGACUCUGAGGCCUUACGUAUAUUCACUGUCACAACAGCUUGCUGCCCAGGAGGCUAGCCUGAUGGCUAUCAGGAGGUGUGAGUGUCACACUCUAAGAACACUUUUUUUUUUUCAAAAAUUUCUCAAAAAAAAUAGCAAUUUGUGAGCCUCUGGGUACAUUUUUAUAAAAUCAUGCAGCCCUGUAUCAAGUCUUUGGUAGCAGAGGCUAUCACUGAUUUUCAUAAUAAAAUAAAGAGCACUUAUGCUCAACGUUUCUGUCUGGGGAUAUGACUAACUAGUUGUGACUGCCGGGUGGCUACCACAUGGAUGUAAUCACACCCAGACGGUCUCACCCUCCCCCAGGUGAUAGCACCCUUAUUGGACAUAGAAAACUGUUGUGAGCCAAAGAGACGCUCUAUCUCAGACAUAGGGACCCCUGUAUGCAGGCUCGGUGACAACCACAUGAUAUCUACUCAGUGUCACUGCUAAAUGACUUGCCCAUCCAUGCACAAAAGAUCUAGGUAUGGUUCCGUGCUGCCACCAUGGAGGUAACACAGAUCUACAUCCUGGGUGAGGCAUGUUUUCAGUGGAACCAGAGCUAACUCCAGAUCCCAGACAAUGAAGCAAGUCCCUUUCCCUUCUAAACAAGGUCAACUCUGAGUCAACAGAACAGACUUCACUUGGAACUGUCUUCCUUUCUUGCACUGGCUGCCUCGUGAUAGAGGAAGUAGCAGCCUCACAGAAAGCAGAGGAAAGCAUCAAGGUACCGUGGAAAACAUCAGCUGAAUCCUCUCCUAGCAAAGUUUACACUGCGACCAGCAUGGGGAGGGAAGCAGGGCCCUGGGGCUCAUUCUCAGGUGGGGCUUUUGAGACACACAAUGAACCCCAUGGUCUGAGUAUUCUGAACACUCCCAAGCCCUUGAGCCUUCAAAAAUCAUGUUUUCCACAGCCAAUGACAGAAAAGAGGUACCUUUCCUAAGGUCAUCUUCCCUUGAGGACACACGUCUGUGGCACCAAAAUGAAGCCAGCACCUCAUCUAGAACCUUCACAUUCCGUCCUGGCCAGCAGCAUGUGCCCCUUACUCAUACACUUGUAUUUGGUGGCCACGUGGGUUUCACUCCUUAGUUCUCAGCCCUUCAGAUAGACGGUCAGCAAGGAGACAGGACAGUCUAGCCUCCAGAGGACUGAUGGAUCUCGAGAGACAAGAUGGUCCAUAGUGAGGCGUAAAUACAAGGCGGAGCACCCCAAAAUCAGCCCAGUAGAUGUGGAAGCCCUUGUACUUUGCACAACACACACCGAGACAGACAGACAGAAAGACACGUGCACACGUGUGCUCCCAACCCCACAUAUGUUUUUAUUAUACACCAAUGUCAGUGUGUGAUUUUAGAUGAAUUGACAGUAGUGGCCAUCUCUGAUGCCUGUGUUUCUGAGUCUUUAAAUAAAGAUGAACAUGGAGA